Setaria italica (foxtail millet) is the source of this 2735-nucleotide messenger RNA. Its product is annotated as kinesin light chain 3. Bases 409 to 2316 code for a protein of 635 amino acids. Lineage: Eukaryota; Viridiplantae; Streptophyta; Magnoliopsida; Poales; Poaceae. The record is from RefSeq and is a predicted model, not a curated record. Gene Ontology annotation, molecular function: protein binding. The transcript is spliced from 21 exons.
GGUUACGCAACCGUACCCGUUCGUUCUAUUUUUUCCCCCGCUCCGCUCUUCCCCACCACCGCGCCUCGUCUUCCCCGUGGCCACCAGCGCCGCCGCCGCCGCCGCCGCCGCCCGGCGUGCGCGCCGCUGGUUCCCGUCGCGCGCUGCCGUUUCCGCUCCGCAUCCCGUACGCCGUUGGCCCCAUCCCACGUGCCGCUGCCGCCCAUCCCGCGCCGGCCGUACCCCAUCCUUGCGCCCGGCCAGCGUUCCGCCGCCGCUCGGCCUCGCGCGCAUCGCGGCCGCUCAGCGCCGUGCGCGACCUGCGCCACCCAGCCCCGCACGCGACCGCGACCCAAUCGGGGUCCCAGCGGCAUUCAGGGUUUUGUUCCCUGACGUCACCCUCCGGCGGUCCGGCCUCCACAGCGCACCAUGGCGGCCGCCUACCGCCGUCUCCUCCUCCUCCGCCGCAUCCCCCACCCUCAAUUCCAGCCCGCCGCAGCCACUUACUGCCUCUCCCCAACCGCCGCGGCCGCGGCAGCUCUGGUCAAGCCGUCGAGCCCAUCCGCCGCCGAGCGCAUCGAAACACCGCUCAGCACCCUCCGACCCGGUUUUACAAGUGACAGUAACUUCAAAUAUGGUUGGCACUGCAAGUUGGGUUCGUCAGUUGGUGCUGUACUGAUUGGACAAGCAGCUUUUUUUCUUGGUCUGAGCAACGGCUAUGCAUUCGCCCAGGAAGACUCAGUUAGCCCAGCUGCAACUAGUGAGCAAGCUGAGGUAAAUGCUACUGGUCUUCAACGGAUUGAAGAUGGAUCAGUGGUCUCAAAUGAACACACAGUCAAAUGGAGAAUCUUCACGGAUAAUGGACGGGAUUUUUUCCAGAAAAGACAACUGGACAAGGCUGAGAAGUUAUUUCAGGCAGCCCUGCUAGAAGCUAAAGAAGGGUUUGGAUUGAGAGAUCCACAUGUCGCGUCAGCCCUUAACAAUCUGGCAGAGUUUUACAGGUUAAAGCAAGAGUAUGAGAAAGCUGAACUAUUAUAUUUGGAAGCAAUUGAGAUCCUGGAGGAAUCAUUUGGAUCCGAUGAUAUACGGGUUGGAACAGCUCUGCAUAGUCUUGGAAUGUGCUAUCAUCUUCAGCACAAGUUUGCUCAAGCCCAGACAUGUUAUGAGCGUGCUUUGAAGAUAGAAGGACGUGUUAUGGGGGUUGGUCACCCAGAGUAUGCAAGUACCAUGUACCUUCUAGCGAAAGUGCUAAGUGUACAAGGAAAAAGAAGAGGUGCAGAAUCCCUUACUGAAGAGUCUAUUAGGAUACUGGAGGAAGCUGGGCUUGGUGAAUCACCAACAUGUAUACAAAGAAUGAGAUAUCUCUCUACGGAGUUAAUAAAAUCAAAACGGUUCACUGAAGCUGAAAUCUGGCAAAGGAAGAUAUUGCAUACUCUGGAGCUUUCAAAGGGAUGGGAUUCAUUGCAUACUGCACAUGCAGCUGAAGUCCUAAGUUUAACUCUCCAAGCCUUGGAGAAGUUUAAGGAAUCAGAAGAGCUAUUGGAAAGAAGCCUUGCCACCAAGAAAAAGGUUCUGCCUGAAGAGAAACAUCAAGAACCAUGUUUCUUGGAGGUUCAUCUAGUACAAUAUAUCCUUGACCAUAAUCUGCUAGCUGUUACAUUGGUACACUUGGCAAGGUUAUCAUUGCACAAAAUUGCUAGUGAUUUGAAGAAUGCAAACAGCAAUGUAGCUACAUAUUACCUUUCUAGGGCACAACAGCACAGCAAUGAUUCGAUCAGGAUUACAGAAGCAAUAUUAAAUUCAAGUACAGAUCAGAAUAAACUUGAAAGCACAUCUACUACAGAUGGAGAAAAGAUUGCAGCAACAGCUAUUCUUUUGCAAGCACUUGAUGUUGUUGGGCUUACUGAUAUUAUGGCAAAGCAUGUGCUAGCGCCAGGGUUGGUACUCUUGGUAAGGCUUCCACUGGAACAUUUGAAGCAUGGAUUCUUCAGAAUUGAUGCUGUACACAUAUUGGACACAUCUCGGCCAUUUAUAUGGCCCAGCACAAAACUCAUAUAUGUCUCAUAUACCACACUGCGAAUCCAUUUUAAAAAUAAGUUUGGAAAGGUGCAAGAUUAUAGAUCUAUUGAAGACGCUCUCCACAAGUGUAUUUCACUUUACAGCGAGCCUGAUACGCGGAGGUUUGUGACAAAGGCUGUCAGGCAGGACUACUUGAGGUGCCUGAGGGUACUCAUCGAAACAGUAGACUUCACACAGCAGACGACGGAGUUGCAGGAUUUGCUUGGUGAGGCGCGAAAAAUAAUAGAAGAGUUGGGAGGUGAGAGUAAUAGGAAGUAAUAAGUAUGAUAUGUAGGAAAGCCAUUUUACAGGCGAACAUUAGGAAAUCACAUUGAAAGCUGGCAUGAAAGGGCUUCCUCGGACUUCAUCAACUUGUUAGAACCCAAUGGCAUGUACAUUUUCUGCGAUGUUUGAAGGUUGCAAGAAUCACUUGCCCAGGGUUACGCAAAACAUCAAGCUGUUAUUCAUCCUAGAGGAGAAAUUUGUAGGAAAGGUUUACUUGGUAAGAUUUUGUGCAUUUUGCACAGGUCGAUGUACUUCCAUCUUCCCUGUUUUAAAAUAUGGGGUGGUUGUAAAGUUAGAUGCAUGUAGGGAGGACUCAUGGAGGGUAAGGUUGGGCACUUGGGUUUACCCAAUAGUUUGGGUCAGAUUGUUUGGGGUUUCUUUUUCUAUAUUCAGGUUUUGAAAAUCGAUACCAA